Alternaria conjuncta is the source of this 255-nucleotide messenger RNA. RefSeq lists its product as uncharacterized. The transcript is spliced from 2 exons. Gene Ontology annotation, biological process: mRNA splicing, via spliceosome. The record is from RefSeq and is a predicted model, not a curated record. The coding region runs from base 1 to 255 and encodes 84 amino acids. Gene Ontology annotation, cellular component: precatalytic spliceosome; U2 snRNP. Lineage: Eukaryota; Fungi; Ascomycota; Dothideomycetes; Pleosporales; Pleosporaceae.
AUGGCCGACAAACUGCGCGCGCAGCAACAACUCGAGGCUCUCCAGGCCCGCUACAUCGGUAUCGGAAGCGCAGACACUACCAAGCACGAAUGGACAUCCAACAUCGCGCGCGACUCGCUCUCGAGCUACGUCGGCCACCCGCCUCUUCUACAGUACAUGAGCAUCGGACUGGGACAGCCGCGCGAAAAGACCCGGCUACAGUUACUAGAGCGCAUGGUCAGGCCUGUCGGGCCUCCGCCUGAGCAACAAGAUUGA